Messenger RNA from Bipolaris sorokiniana ND90Pr, 2252 nucleotides. RefSeq lists its product as uncharacterized. The coding region runs from base 286 to 2067 and encodes 593 amino acids. Gene Ontology annotation, biological process: L-serine biosynthetic process. Lineage: Eukaryota; Fungi; Ascomycota; Dothideomycetes; Pleosporales; Pleosporaceae. The record is from RefSeq and is a predicted model, not a curated record. Gene Ontology annotation, molecular function: NAD binding; phosphoglycerate dehydrogenase activity. The transcript has 4 exons.
GUGGGGUAAAAGUGCGGGAUGUACUGUACGAGCCCGCAGAGGCUUGUUAUAAUGACCUUGCAUACAGCACUGGGCAUGGGCUAACUAUUUGGAUAUACAUACAUAUAUAUUCACCCCCCUGACUACCAACUAUUCCUCGCCCCCGAAAACCCUGAAGUAUAUCGAUCAAAGAUAUCAACAACUGAGCAUAACCCUCGCUGAAUGAUCUGACGUCAGAAUAUUGGAAGUGUUUAAUAGCCUUAGUUAUACGGUUAGACCAGGCAGCCAACAAAGUCUUCAUUCAACAUGGUCUCUGUUAUGCAUGCCAAAAAACGCAAGAUUCUCAUACCGGAGAAGGUGUCACCGGACGGCCUGGCGCUAUUGAAAGAUGAGUUCGAUGUCGACGAAAAGAAGGGACUCAGUCCCGAGGAGCUCAAGAGCAUCAUCGGCGAAUAUGAUGCACUAAUCGUUCGAUCCGAGACCAAAGUGACGGCGGAUCUUUUGAAGGCAGCCAAGAAUAUGAAAGUGGUAGCCCGUGCAGGUGUUGGUGUUGACAAUGUUGAUGUUCAAAGCGCUACUCAGCACGGCAUCAUUGUCGUGAACUCACCCUCUGGGAAUAUCAAUGCUGCAGCGGAACACACUAUUGCGCUGUUGAUGGCUGUUGCCCGGAAUGUGGGCGAUGCUUCACAAAGCAUCAAGGCAGGCAAAUGGGAGCGUGGUCGGCUCGUAGGAGUUGAGGCCAAAGGAAAAACUCUUGCUAUCGUGGGGCUGGGCAAAGUUGGUCUCACAGUCGCUCGGAUCGCUAAUGGCCUGGGUAUGAGACUCAUCGCAUACGAUCCCUAUGCCAAUCCGAACCUGGCAGCAGCAGCAUCAGUGACGCUCAAGCCUAGUCUUGCUGAGAUUUUGAAAGAAGCAGAUUUCUUGACGCUCCACACGCCUCUCAUAGCUUCAACCAAAGGUAUGAUCGGAAAAGCCGAAUUAGAGACGAUGAAGCCCACUGCGCGGAUUCUGAACGUUGCGCGAGGCGGAAUGAUUGAUGAAGAUGCUCUGGUGGAAGCUUUGAACGCUGGUAAGAUUGCAGGAGCUGGAAUUGACGUCUUCACUUCCGAGCCUCCUGAGCCAGACUCGUCUGCGACUCGAUUGAUCGCGCAUCCAAAGGUGGUUGCAACACCCCAUCUCGGUGCUUCAACUACAGAAGCUCAGGAAAAUGUCUCCAUUGAUGUAUGCGAGCAAGUGGUGUCCAUUCUGUCUGGGGAGCUUCCUCGCACGGCAGUCAAUGCACCUAUAGUCCUUCCAGAGGAAUACCGCACACUACAGCCCUUCAUCAGUCUCGUUGAGAAGAUGGGUAGUCUGUAUACCCAACACUACUCCAGCGUCAAGAAAGAUUCUUUCCGCACAACCUUUGACCUGAUAUACGAAGGAAAGCUAGCUACUAUCAACACCACCAAGCCUCUAUUCGCUGCACUAGUCAAAGGCCUGCUGACACCCAUCACCUCAAGUGACGGCCUCAACAUCAACAUCGUCAACGCCGAGAUUCUCGCCAAAGAACGCGGUAUCCUCAUCAACGAGCAGCGUUCACGCGAGAACGUCGAGGACAAGCCCUACGCCUCCUUCAUUACCCUCCGCGCACGCGCCUCGCGCUCCGUGUCCCAGCAGUCUCGCUCCAGUGUUUCGGCAUCUGCCGCAGCGCGCUCUACUGCCCGAGACAACAGCACAGUCGACGAUCAGAUCAUCCAAGGCUUCGUAUCCGGGAACAGACCCUUCAUUUCGCGCCUGGACAGGUUCAAAGGCGAGUUCGUACCGCGCGGCACGCUGAUUAUCUGCCGGAAUUUUGAUUCCGUCGGCAAGAUCGGGUAUGUGGGGAAUCAGCUGGGUAAGGCGGGUGUUAAUAUCAAGUUUAUGAAUGUGGCGCCACUGGAUGAAGAAGUGGAGGAGCAGCGGCAGAAUGGGGCUGAUGCAGGGGAUGAGAAGGAGGGGAGUAAGGAGGCGUUGAUGAUUUUGGGGGUGGACAAGCCGGUUGGUGAGGAUGUGCUUAAAAGGUUGAUUGGAGAGGAAGGGGUGUUGGAGGCGAGCGUUGUGAACUUUUGAGAUCGUCUUUAGGAGUGUAGAAGAGGGUUGUGAUAGUCAAUGGCAGCGGUACUUGACUGAUUUAGUGCGCCUGCGAACCUUGAACUUUGGUGUUGGACUGAUUGUGUUAUGGUCAAGGACGCGACACGUAACAUGUAGCGAAGCAUUUAUCUAACUUUUGCUGAGAACUGUAAUCCAAACACAGG